Molecule: messenger RNA, 2159 nt
Organism: Megalobrama amblycephala (Wuchang bream)
Lineage: Eukaryota; Metazoa; Chordata; Actinopteri; Cypriniformes; Xenocyprididae
Exons: 2
Coding region: 208-1041 (277 amino acids)
Source: RefSeq, a predicted model, not a curated record
AGCUUUUAUCCAAGCUCUGCAGAGUAGUAAGUAACUCAUGGAGAGAAUUCAGUCGUGAUGACGCACUCAUGAUACAAGAGUUCCAAUAAACAGGAGGAACUAUAUUUACCACCUCCCAUCAGAAACCAUUUGAUUCCUCGUUACCUUGGUGACACAACGAACACAGUGGAUAGCUCUCAGUUGCCUAUAAUUACAAAGUGAUUUAUCAUGCUGACUUUAAUCCGGCCACAGUUCAUGACAGAACACCAAACUGAAACAAAGAAUAUGGACAUACUGGCUCUUCGCAUGCUCUGUUUAGAGCAGGAACAUCGCACCCUCGAGGACCACUCCACCUCAGCCCGUCAACCAGUCAGCUCCACCUUGGCUCCUCGCCUCUUUUGCUCCCCCCUUAUCCUUGCGACUUCACCGUGCACCCUCGUCCCUCCGGCUGCACCUUGGUCAGUCAUCGCUCUGCCUACACCAUGGACUUCUGGGCUUUCAGCUAUGCCUCGUCCCUCCACCACUGGUGCUCUGUUGGGCUCUGCCUUCCUUCUGGCUCCGCCUUGGUCCUCAGUCUCACUGGCUCCGCAUCAGUCCUCAAGCACCCUGGCUCCACCUUGGCUGCUCAUCACUGCAGUUUUACCUUGGCCUCCAAGACCAGCGUGUCGCCAGUCUCAUCUUCUCCUCGGCUGCACCUGGGUCUCCAAAUCUCCUAGCUCCACCACUGGUGGUCGGAAUGCUGACUCCAUCGAGGCUCCACCCACCAUCUGUUCUGGCUUGGGCCUUCAUUCUGGUUGUGCUCUGGGUUCCCACUUGGCUCCUCCUACCUUCAUUGCUUCCCUGGCUCCUCCCUCUGUCAGCUCCAUGGUGUCUAUAUCUGCCGACUCCUCACAGUUUCUGCCUGUCUCCAGCUCAUCAUCCUUCCCCAGAUCCCCCAACCUCCCUCCCCACCUGGACUAUGUUGUUAUGCCACGAGGAUGUGCCUUCCAGGAGGGGGGUGUAAUGUCAGGGUUAUGUUUAGUUCUGUUUAGUUUCAUUGUGUUUUGGUUUUGUUUUCCCUGAUCCUGUUUGCAUGUGUUCUUGUUCAUUGUUAGUCUCCAUGGUUCCUGAUUAAGUUACACACCUGUUUCUAGUUUUUUAGUUAUCUAGUUCUGUGUAAAUAAGCCCUUAGUUUCCUCUGUUCAUUGUUUGGUGUAAUUUAUGCUGAUGUGUUUGACUUGUGUCCUUGCAUUAUUCCUGUAAUCUCCUCUUAAUUAUUUUGUAAGUAAAGAAUUCUUCUGUUACUUCAUCAUGCAAUUACUACAGCUACAGUACAUGACAGCAUUUGUUUAAAGUAUUAAUAUUAUAAAAAGGCUAUUUUAAAUGCAUGGCAAAGUGUUCCUUAAUUUAAUUACAUUUGUUGAAUAUUUUAUAUUCUUAAUUUCUCAUAUACUAUGAAUUUGUUUUUCCUUAUUGAGAUAAUGUUCCAUUUUAUGUCAAGAGCAAUGCAUCCAUUUGUUUCAUUUGAUCUGUGCAUGAGGUAAAAUCCUCUUUUUGACAUUACAGUUGGGGUCCAAGGUCAAAUGAAGUGUGAUUAAAAGAGAAAAAAAAGAGAAAGGUGAAACAGAGGACAGCAUAAAUCAUGGCUUAAGAAAAUUCUAUAGGGGUUUAGUUUUAGCCUUUUAGCUUUUAGUUUAAUUUUUCCCCCUCUUCCCUAACAUGAAUACUGUCCAAUGUAGAAUUUUAUUGUUUAGAGGUUGCUCUUUAAUACCUUUAAUACCUCUCUUCUAAUUCCUGAAGAGAAAUAUAGAACAAAUUGAUGAUAUAAAAUAAGAGAACAGAGCUAUAAAACUAAUUUGGAAAGUAUGAUAAACUAAUCAUUUGGUCUUAGAUGAUUUUGAUGAGAAAUAUUGUAGUACAUACUGAAGUCUUUGACCUUUUAUUUCAAACUUUAGUAUCUUUGGAAAUCUGAAUCUUUGCUAAAAGUGCAGUCUUUUUUUCCCAGGAGAAAAAUCAAUCAAAUCAACAAUUGCUUUCUCAUUGUUGCUAGGACAAACAAGUUUCAAGGAGAUCUGUUUUUGUAUGAGCUGUUGUACAUUCAAUUUGUAUCAUACAUUGUAAAAUUCAUAUUAAGAGCUAAAGCUUAAGAAACAAACUGAAAAUGUUUGUGCCUCCUCUUUCCAUCGCUUCCCCACACAGGA